CCCGUUCCUCCGGAUUAGCGCGGGCGCGGCCUAAGCCUAUUUCCUCCCACCGCCCCCGGCGAUGGCCCAGCAUGGAGGACGGCGGCCCUGAGCGUCGCGGCGGGGAGCCCUGCCUGCAGGUGGAUGAAGGCGAUGGCGCCGGUCUGAGCGGCCUCAUCUUCCUCCUCCGGACGGCCCGCCCGCCCCUGCCCCCCCUGGGGGAUGGGGCUGCCCGGGGGGAACCCGCCGAGACAGGCAGCAGCUCCCUGGGGGGCCUGGCCCGCUCCCUGCAGAAGGCGGAGGCCAUGCUGCGCAGCUGUGUCAGCCCUGGCCUGCGACGCCUGCUGCCCCCGCGGCCCCACCAGCGCAGCUACGACGGCAGCGAGGAUGAAGAGGAGGAGGAAGAAACGCUGGCCCUCCUGGCCCCGCUGGAGCAGAGCUUCCAGGGGCUGCGCCGCUGCCUUUGCGUCUGGGAGGACCCCCGCACUGAGACCUUCCGGGGCCACGUGCGGCCCCAGCCCGGCGACGGCACCGCUGCCUUCUCCUACCACCCCGUCCACCCGCGUGUGGCCGAGCGCGGCGCCGCCCUUCACGCCCUGCUGCAGCACCGCCACCACCUCCGCCUCGCCCGCGACUACAGCCGCCGGCUGAAGGCCGCCUCCGACUUUCUCCGCCAGCUCCUGGCACUGGUGGAGCAGCCGGAGCCGCCGGCGGGGGAGCUGGGGGCCACCUGGCCGCUGCAGGGGCUCUGCCAGGAGCUGCGGAUGCACGCCGGCCACUGGAGCGGGCUGCGGCGGCGGAUGCGCAGCGACCCGUGGCUGCGGCCGCUGCUGCUGCGCAGGCACGAGUCGGUGGCGCACAUGCGGCGGGCGCUGCUGCUGCUGGCGCUGCACGCCACGCGGCUGGCUGAGCGCCAUGCCGAGGUGCGGCUGCAGGGGCUGGCUCGGGCCAGCCCUGCCGUCGCCCCCUCCCCGGCGCUGCUCUCCGACCUCUUCCAGGGCCUGGAGAUCUACAACCAGGUGGUGGGCGACUUGGCCCUGGAGCUGGGCACUGCCAGUCGCCUGCCCGCUGGCGUUGCUGGCUGCCACGGGGUCACGGGGGACCGCUCCCAUGCCUUCCCCGCAGCCAGGGUGCUGGGGAUACUGGCAGCCGAGCGGGGCUGGCUGGUGGCCGAGCGGCUCCAGCCCCUCCUGCAGCCAUGGGAUGGUGGCGGCGGGGCAGAACACGUCUGCUGGGAGGAUGCCACAGUGCCUUGGCCCCUGGAGCGCAGCACCACGGUGGCGGCGGACACGGGACCCUCUGGGUGGGAGGAGCUGCCGGGCCUCGCUGGGGAGCUGAAGGCACUGUGCAGGGAGGACGAGGAGCUGAUGGGCCUCAUCCUGGGGGGCCUGGUGGCCUCUGCCGACAGUCUCUGGCACCACGUCCUCCAUGGGCCCAAGCAGGAGAAGCCGGCGGCAGCGAGCCCCGAGCCCCUGGAACUGCCAGCAUCCAGCACGGGCACGGCCGCCAGGCCAAGCUCUGCCGGCUGGAAGUCGGUGCGGUGGCUGGACGCCUCCCGCGCGCCAGCGGCCAAGGCCCUGCAUGCCCAGUACCGCCCGCUCUUCUGGGGGGCUGCCGGUGCCGCGCUGGGUCACCGCCUGGGACUGCCGCACUGCGGGGCCGGCAGGACCGUGGCCGCCGCGAGGGAGCUGAGCCGCACUCUCGCCCAGGCCCGUGUCCCCCGGGAGUGCGAGGAGGAGCUGGGACGGCUCUGCCUGCGCCUGCUCUGCUGGGGCGUCCUCUGGAGCUGGGAGAGAGACUUCACCUGCGCCCUGGGCUCGGGUCUGUCCGACAAGUGCUCGGGGGAGCCGGCGCUGGCGGCAGGACCGGUGCGGAGCAGGACGGCAUGGUGCCUGCAGCGGCUCUACCCAGCCCUAGCCUUCGCCCUGCGCUGCCUGCGGCCCCUGCCUGCCUGCCUGCCCGGCUGCCCCCCCGGCUCGCCCUGCCUGCGCCUGCAGGUGCUGGGCCGCUGCCUGGCCACGGCGCAGGCUGCCUGCUCCUGGCUGGUGGGCAGAGCCUGCCGGUACCUGGCGGCCUGGGCCCUGCCCCAGUUCCUGCUCGUCACCCAGGGGGACCUGCAGCUGCUGAAGAUGGAGACAGAGAGGCUGGUGGUGCUGGUGAGUGGGACCUUCCCGGAGCCUGGGGAUGCCCCCCCACAGCUGCCCCCGGCCCUGCUGUCCCACCAGGAGCACCAGCUCUGCCAGCAGAUUCGCUCCAUGGCUGCCAGCAUUCAGCUCUUUUCAGGGGAGGUGCUGAAGAUGUUCUCCACCGACUGCAAGCGGAUGUCGGCGGAGAUCUUCGACCAGACCAUGCCGCUGGGCAAGCACUGGAGGGUCGGCCUCCGCGCCGACCUGCCCAGCUCCCCCAGCGCGUAUGCGGCGGCGGCGGCCCAGGCGGUGCUGGGCCAGGUGCUGCAGGGCGCCCAGCUCCUGCCCCGUGAUGCCCAGGCGCCCGCCCUGGCCCGGGUGACCACGGCUUUCCUGGAGGCUUGGAUGGAUCACAUCCUGGCCCAGAGGAUCAAGUUCAGCCUGCAGGGAGCCUUGCAGCUGCGGCAGGACUUCGAGCUGGUGCGGGAGCUGGUGGGGUCGGAGCGCUACGGGCUGGCCCCCGAGACCCGGCAGUCCCUGCUCUCCCUCCGAGUCUUCCAGCAGAUGGACGGGGCCAUCCUCUGCCUCCUGCAGCAGCCCGGCGGGGCGGCCGGGGGGGCCCCCCGCCCCUGGCACUCCCUGCGCCGCUGCUGCUCGGACGACGGUGCCCACCCGCAGGAGCUGGGCGCGGGCAGCCUGCACGGCCUGGAGACCCUGGAAACGCCGGCGGCGGCAGCAGCGGGGACCCCUCCGUCCGCCGCCGGUGCCGAGGUGCCGGCGCGGCUACGGAGCGGCAUCCCCGAGUCCUACCUGUCGGGCAGCCAGCAGCAGUGGCUGUCCUUGCGGCUUCACCGGGCCCGACGCUGGCGCGUACCCGGACUGCCCUGCGUCGGCAACAGCCCCGAGUCCUGACCGCGCGCGGUGGCAAUAAAGGGGCUGAGCCGGGGG
Messenger RNA from Harpia harpyja (harpy eagle), 3053 nucleotides. It is a transcript of the gene CCDC142, whose product is annotated as coiled-coil domain containing 142. Bases 72 to 3017 code for a protein of 981 amino acids. Lineage: Eukaryota; Metazoa; Chordata; Aves; Accipitriformes; Accipitridae. The transcript is spliced from 11 exons. The record is from RefSeq and is a predicted model, not a curated record.